CACCGGACCACCAGGCGGAGUAGCAGGCACCGGACCACCAGGCGGAGUAGCAGGCACCGGGCCACCAGGCAGGGAGGCAGGCACCGGGCCCCCAGGCAGGGCGGCAGACACCGGGCCACCAGGCGGAGCGGCAGGCACCGGGCCCCCAGGCAGGGCGGCAGGCACCGGGCCCCAGGCGGAGCGGCAGGCAUCGGGCCCCCAGGCGGAGCGGCGGUCACCGAAUCAUCUGGCAAGAGAGCGGGCACCGAGUCAUCUGGCAAGACCGCGGGCACCGAGUCAUCUGGCAAGACCGCGGGCCCCGAGUCAUCAGGCACGACAGUGAGCUUUGAGUCAACCGGCACGACAGCGGGCUCCGAAUCAACUGGCACAACAGCGGGCACCAGGUCAUCAGGUACGACAGCGGGCACCGGGUCAUCAGACAUUGGAUCGUCUUGCUCGACAGCGGGCACCGGGUCAUCUGGCUCAACAGCGGGCAUCGGGUCACCAGGCACG
Staurois parvus is the source of this 492-nucleotide messenger RNA. Lineage: Eukaryota; Metazoa; Chordata; Amphibia; Anura; Ranidae. The record is from the annotation of a GenBank genome assembly.